GAGUUAAGGAAGAGAUAUAAAAGUAGAUCAAGUAACUCCCAACAUCCAAAGGUUUAUUCUACUUUAAGUCUCUCAAUAUAUAAACUGUUGAUAUCACGCAAGACACACAAAAUCAAGUUCAAUUAAACCCAUUGUUUCAUUGCACAUAAUAUCAUCCAUUUAACACCACUUCAGCAGUAUUAGUCAUGUCCACCAAAAUGCAAUACAUGAGGGUUGGAAGCUCCGGUCUCAAAGUCUCCAAGAUCAUAAUUGGCUGUAUGACCUAUGGCGACAAGAACUGGCAACCCUGGGUCUUGAAUCAAGAAGAGGCAUUCCCUAUCCUCAAGCAUGCAUAUGAUUCUGGUAUCAACACAUUUGAUGUCGCCGAUACGUACUCCAAUGGUCGCUCAGAGGAGAUUCUUGGCGCCUUCUUGAAAGAGUACAGUAUCCCUCGGAACAAGGUUGUCAUCAUGACCAAGGUGUUUCAUUUCGUCAACCCUGAGAGAGGAGCAGUUGAUGCCGCUGGUCAAGGAAUAAAUGAUGAUGUUCAAGUAAAUCAAGUUGGACUCUCCAGAAAGCACAUUUUCGACGCUGUGGACGCCAGUAUUGCCCGCCUCGGUACUUAUAUUGAUGUUCUCCAAACUCACCGUCUUGAUCGAGAGGUAUCAUUCGAAGAAAUUAUGAAAGCCUUAAAUGAUAUUGUCGAGAGUGGGAAAGCUAGAUAUAUAGGUGGUAGCUCUAUGGCAGCCUGGGAAUUUCAAAUGGCGCAAAACGUAGCCGAAAAACACAACUGGCAUAAGUUCAUCUCAAUGCAAGGCUUCUACAAUCUGCUCUACCGCGAAGAAGAGCGCGAGAUGAACGCAUACUGCAAGGAAGCUAGUAUUGGCCUCUUUCCUUGGUCGCCACUCGCCGCCGGUGUACUCGCUCACUCCUGGGAAGAUCGCAGCGAUGAACGUGAGAAGAGUGAUGUCUUCUUGAAGCUGCUUUUCCGUGGCAAGAAUCUUGAGGCUGAUCAAGAAAUUGUACGAAGAGUAGAAGAGUUGGCUGAAAAGAGGGGUGUCAGCAUGGCCAUCGUUGCCACUGCUUGGAUUAUAAAGAAGGGAGGAAUGGCGCCUGUCUGUGGAUUAUACAACAAACAACAGGUGGACGACAGUUUGAAAGCUUUAAGUGUUCAACUUACCGACGAGGAAAGCAAAUAUUUGGAGGAGCCUUAUGUUCCAAAGGCUGUGAUGGGCUAUUGAGUGGGUGUUCGGGCUGUGUGCACCCCUGUUGAUUUAAGAAUUAGAUCUCUACCAACAAUCACAAUCAGAACUAAUUUUUCUAUAUGCUUUUCUAAUAGUUAAAAUGAUUUGCGAUUUGAAAACGACCCCCAAGACAGUCAUGCAAUAGCAAGAAGAGAGAUUUGAGAGCCAGCUUUGAGAAAUUUCAUUCUGCAACCCGAGCAAAUUAGAUAGUAUUGUUUUAAAUACGACUCUUUACAGGGUACAGCGGGAAGCGUAGGGUAAAAUAUGAGGGCAUUCGGAGAUCAAUUCUAUUAAGUGUAAUGAAGCUAGCUAUGA
This is a messenger RNA of Botrytis cinerea B05.10, 1538 nucleotides long. RefSeq lists its product as hypothetical. The record is from RefSeq and is a predicted model, not a curated record. The coding region runs from base 186 to 1220 and encodes 344 amino acids. NCBI's taxonomy places the organism in Eukaryota, Fungi, Ascomycota, Leotiomycetes, Helotiales, Sclerotiniaceae. The transcript is spliced from 3 exons.